AUUACUCUCCCUAUAUAUAUAGAUAUGAAAUGAGUCAGCAUUUCCCCCCUCACCACCACCCACCACUAAUAUUAAUAUGGCGGAGAACAGCCUGAAAAUCCGCAUCCGGCGCAUGCUCCGAUCAUGCAAAUCCAAAGACCAAAUCUCCGACGUGGUUGCGCCGUCUCAUUUCUCCCCACGAUUCAGCUACGCACUCCUCUCUCCCGACGUCGUCAAUGGUCGAAAAUGCCCCCCGGCCUCCCCCAUCAUCAACAACUUCUACGAUUUCCCGAGGGGCAAAAGAGGCAGGAGAAAAGCGCGUUACAAAAAGCGGGCUUUCGAUAACCGAUUUCCCGAUUGCAAGUAUGUCAACGGGCUGUUUAGCAGCGACGGCGAGUACGAAGACGACACGUGGCAAAUGCCAUCCACGGUGGAGGACAGCUUGGCGGUGGUGAAGCGCUCCAGCGAUCCGUACACCGAUUUCAGGAAUUCAAUGGUGGAGAUGAUUGUAGAGAAGCAUAUCUUCGCUGCUUCGGAUUUGGAGAAUUUGCUGCGCUGCUUUCUCUCUCUCAAUUCAUACCAUCACCAUAAUCUUAUUGUUCAGGUCUUUGCUGAGAUUUGGGAAGCCUUCUUCUCCUCUAAUCAUCAUUAAUUCAAUUAUCAUCUUUUAUUCCACCAUUACUUUGAAACUGAAUCAUGGAGUUAUAAUAGAAAUAUUUGUUUGUA
This is a messenger RNA of Salvia hispanica, 705 nucleotides long. RefSeq names its product ovate family protein 8 (gene OFP8). NCBI's taxonomy places the organism in Eukaryota, Viridiplantae, Streptophyta, Magnoliopsida, Lamiales, Lamiaceae. The record is from RefSeq and is a predicted model, not a curated record. Gene Ontology annotation, biological process: negative regulation of DNA-templated transcription.